CUAGAACUGGCAGGGAUAGGACGUACGAGCUUUGUCGCUUUGUUAUACUUUUAGCGUCCAGUGGAGGUGGAUGUGUUUGGGGAUCGUUAUUAUAUCCAGGAAACUGUUACUGUUAUACACAGUUGUAUAAAACGUAAACUUUGUGGAACAACUAUUGUGUGUACCAGUUCGGAUACCCUUCAACUAUCUUGUAGAGGAGAGAAGCGUGUGUUACUUAGCUUCUGUUGCAAGUUGUGUUAGGUACAUGUAAAAUGAGUGAUCUUCUUGAUGGUGGGUGGAAUACGGUGGAUCAUGUAUCGCCUACUUCACUGUCAUUACAAGUCUCUGACAACAUUCCCAUCCCUGUGGGUGGCGGGCAGGACCUACAAGAGCUGGACAACAACACCCUGGUGACUGUGCUCGGCCUUAACCCAUCACCUGAAGAAUGCACCAACAAGUUGCUGGACGAGUGUCUACAUUAUACCGACCUCUUGCCAUCAACUCCCAUUGCCUUCUCGCCCCAGGAUGUGUCCACAACUGUCCACCCCACUACCUACAUUACCGAUCCCCACCACCUAGAUUGUGUCACGUACACUCAGCCUGUAACACUGACGCUGGAUGACUACCAGGGAUUAGAAUUUAUCGAGAAUUUGGUGACAGUAAGUCAAGCACCAGAGGCAGUGACUCCUCAAGAACCUUGUGUCAGCACCACCAGCGAGAGCUCCACGCCUGCUACACCAGCCACACUCAGCCCUCCUUCAGAUAGUGAAGGGCCUACAACCAGGAGACGCAGAAGACAACAAGAUAUCACUAAGGUCAAAGCACCAAGGCAGCGUCGGCCAAAGAAGACCAAGAUUUACGAGCGGGAGGAUCCCUUCGAGGAUCCUGUCGCCGAAAAACGCAGACAAAACGCAAUUAACGCCAAGAAGAAUCGAGACAACAAGAAGAAAUUGCUGGAGGAUUUAGACGACAAGGUGGCGGCGGUGACACGGGAGAGAGAUGACCUGGAGCAGGAGGUGAAGCAGCUGAGGCAGAGAGAACAAGAACUCAGACAGGAACUGAUGUCUCGUUAUGGUGUCACUUUCCCCCCCGUCGUCCCCAGUCCUCACAACAGUUUCUGUUAGAACACGUUUACAAAGCUCAAUAUUUUAAAUCACCGAGUGGCUUAUGUGGGCCACCCAUAUAGUGCUGAGAAUAAGUUGCAGAUACCACAUAACCAGAUUAGGGAAGGUUGCCGUUGUCAUGACCCUAAUGAUAGUGCCAUGACAAUUGAUAGAUAACAUCGUUAUGCUGUGUUAUCGCUUUCCGAUUAAUUCAUACACCCAUGCCUAAUAUUAUUUCUGCUAAUCUCCAAGUUCAAAACAUUAAGAGAUGUACUGAUUUUAAAUUUAAAAAUUACUUAAAUUUU
This is a messenger RNA of Homarus americanus (American lobster), 1387 nucleotides long. RefSeq lists its product as uncharacterized. Bases 252 to 1103 code for a protein of 283 amino acids. Lineage: Eukaryota; Metazoa; Arthropoda; Malacostraca; Decapoda; Nephropidae. The record is from RefSeq and is a predicted model, not a curated record. The transcript has a single exon. Gene Ontology annotation, biological process: regulation of DNA-templated transcription. Gene Ontology annotation, molecular function: DNA-binding transcription factor activity.